Molecule: messenger RNA, 4941 nt
Organism: Motacilla alba alba
Lineage: Eukaryota; Metazoa; Chordata; Aves; Passeriformes; Motacillidae
Gene: SLC35D2
Product: solute carrier family 35 member D2
Exons: 12
Coding region: 1553-2554 (333 amino acids)
Cellular component (GO): Golgi apparatus
Molecular function (GO): antiporter activity; GDP-fucose transmembrane transporter activity
Source: RefSeq, a predicted model, not a curated record
AGGAAGAAAACAUUUUGUCAAUCACUUGAUGUAGGCUGACCAGAUGCAUACAGCUGUUCCAGAAAAGUAGAGUAGUUUUACAUCAGAAACUGCAGCUUUGAAGUAUGUUCUCUGAUAACCUUUUGUGGUUGAAAAUCUCAUUAACCCAGUUUGUUUAAAUUCUGUGUUGAUGCACUUAACUAAAAAGUAAUUGAAUAAUUUAAAAGAAGAAAAUGUCUUUCAUUGAUUGUAAAUAAUUUUGCACCAGUGAUACGGUUUAACUUUUGCUUCAGCUUCUGAAAAAAAUAGGAAACACUAGUCAUACAAGGCUUCUUUGCCUACAUAAAACUGGUAAGUUAUUCAAGUAUGUAGGUUUUGGGUUUCUAAAAAAUAUUAAGUGCUUCUGACUGUUCAUCUGGCUUCAUGUGAAUAGUCUGAUCCCAAAAUGAGCCCUGAACAUACAUCUCUUGUAAUUCUGAAUCAUAACUCAAAAUUGCUCCCAAGUAGUGUUUCACAGGGCAGAAGACUGUAAUUACCAGCCACUUGCAGACUGGAAUAUUACUUCAUCAGGAUUGGUUGUGGAUUUUUUGGUGAGGUUUUUUUGUUGUUGUUGUUGGGUUUGAGGUUUUUAAAUUUCUUUUUUCAGUCAGCCAGAAUAUUUCCUCAGGUCUUUGAAGUAUGACAAGUGCACUGGAUUGUACUUUGCCAUAGACAAAAUUCAGACAGCUGAUGCAGUUUUGGAUCAUGACAAGUUUAGGGUAAAAUACCAAGUUAAAAAAAGCUAAGAUGGGAUGUGGAAGACUGCUUUUUGUUUUAUUAAGUGAUAACAUACAAGAAAUUGUUUGGUGCUUUGAAAGAUUUAAGUUGUAGUUUGGCAUGAGUUGAAAGCAGAAGAGUUGAUGUGCUGUCAUUCUAAUAGACGCUUUGAAUAAAAACUUGAUUUAAUUUUCAGGUUUAAUGUGUGCUGCUUGGUAAUUAUUAAAUACUCAGCCUCUUCCUCGUUUCUGACAGCCCCACUUGUUGCAGAGAAGGUUUAAGGUGGUUAUUUUCCCCGUCCCUUGAAAUUUGACACGAGUUAAACCACCCGAGGCAAAUUGUUUUUUACAGUUUCAGGAACUUGUGAGAAUCCGUCCCUCCGCGCGAAGCCCAGGCCGAGCUCUGGGUGUGCCAAGGGCUGGCUGCAGCCGUGUCCCUGCCGUCUGUCCCCGCGGGGUUCGCCCCUCUCCCUUCCGCGGGCGAGCCCCAGAGGCCCCGCUUUGCCACAGGCCCGGUUUACCAGCACGGCCGGGCGCUCUGGGGACCGGGCUGCAGCGGCCUCGGCACGCCGGGCGCCCCGCGCGGUGCCCGCCCCGCAGGCCGCUCUGGCGGCCCUGGCGGCGGCGGCACCCCCGGCAGACGAGGCGAGGCGCGGCGCCGCUGCAGAUCCGCCCGCGGGGCCGCCGCGCCCGGGCCCCGGGGCUGCCGCCGCCGCCGUCUGGGGACGGGCCGGGGAGAAGGAGGAGGAGCGGCGUCCCCACGGCCACCCUGGUGCAAGCCCGCGGUGCGGCCCUGCUCGCCGCCGCUCGCCGCCGCCAUGAGCGCCGGGCAGGCCGCGGGGGAGGAGGCGGACACCGCCGCCGCGUCCCCGGCACUGCCCAGGGUGCUCUCGGCGCUCUUCUACGGGACGUGCUCUUUCCUCACCGUGCUGGUCAACAAGGCGCUCCUUAGCGCCUACAGCUUUCCAUCACCAAUGUUUCUUGGAAUUGGACAGAUGGCAGCCACUAUACUUAUCUUGUAUGUGUCAAAACUAAAUAAGAUUGUUCACUUCCCUGAUUUUGACAAAAGUAUACCUGUGAAGUUAUUUCCUCUGCCUCUGAUUUAUGUUGGAAACCACUUAAGUGGAUUAUCAAGUACCAGCAAACUCAGUUUGCCGAUGUUUACAGUACUCAGGAAGUUUACCAUUCCACUUACUUUACUGCUGGAAAUCAUCAUACUUGGGAAACGGUACCCACUGAAUAUUAUAGUCAGCGUAUUUGCCAUCAUUCUUGGGGCUUUCAUAGCCGCUGGGUCUGAUCUGUCUUUCAAUCUGGAGGGCUACAUCUUUGUGUUGCUAAAUGAUAUCUUCACAGCAGCAAAUGGAGUUUAUACAAAGCAGAAAAUUGAUCCAAAGGAGUUGGGAAAAUAUGGUGUCCUGUUUUAUAAUGCUUGUUUCAUGGUGAUUCCAACAGUUAUUAUUAGUUUUUCUACUGGAGACUUUCAGCAGGCAACACAUUUCCAGCACUGGACAAAUUUUGUAUUUGUCUUUCAAUUUAUUCUUUCCUGCUUGUUGGGGUUUCUCUUGAUGUAUUCUACUGUCCUGUGCAGUCAUUACAAUUCUGCACUCACAACUACAGUAGUUGGUGCCAUCAAGAAUAUAUCCAUUGCUUACAUCGGAAUGUUGAUUGGUGGAGAUUACAUAUUCUCCAUGUUAAACUUUGUAGGGCUAAAUAUUUGUAUGGCAGGAGGACUGAGAUACUCAUUUUUAACAUUAAGAGGAAACAGCAAGCCUGCACAACCUGGGGAUGAAGAGAAUGCACUUCCAGUGUCUAAGACUUAGACAAAAUGCCUGCCAGAGACUGAAGAGACAAGUUUGUUUAGCAUUGCCAAGACCUUAAAAAUGUAUAUGCUGGAACAUUGUUGGAACAACAAAAAAAAUCUACCUCAGUUGUCACAGACAUGCACACAAUUCACUGGCUCAGAAAUAUUCUUGCGCACAAUUUUUUUUACAUACAAACUAGUUUGAUUUUAGCUUUUUCUUCUUAAUCUGAAAGCCAUUUUAUAGGAAGGAAUGCUAUGAGCAAAUCUCAAGUUGUAAAUUUCUGCAUUUACCUGUACUUAGGUGCUAUUUCAACAAGAUCUUUGAGUUUCAUUUCAGUGACUGCCUGUAAUUUCUUGAGGCAAAAUUGCCUGCAAAGAUCAUGAGGCUUGAUUCACCAUUGCCUUAUGCCAUAUGCAAACCUAGAUAUCAGUGAGGAGAUGAAGCAUCCUAGUGGUUCAGAUUUCACACAUUCAGGUGCUCCUGGGUAAGUGAUAUAGAACUUAUGGGGCAAAGAGGAUAUUUGCCCCCAGAUUGUUCCCUGUGUAAAUGUCAACUAAAAAAUUCAGGCUAUGUCCAUGUGUGUACAUUGUGUAGGCAUUCUUUCUGUGUGUUUUUCUCAUCCUCAAGCAUACUAUGGUGUUCUGCAGAAAUUGUCACUGUUGUUAUAAAUGAACCCUUAUAACUUUGCAGCAGAUCAAGGAGAGUAGGGAAAUGACAGGGGAUUUUUUAAUAUUUGAAGAUUUUGUGUGUGUAUGUGUGUGUAUGUGUCUGUGAGCCAGUACCAACAAAUCUAUUUUUGUUGCAGUACAUUUUUCUUUAUAUUUUCUUUCACAUUCUCCUCCUCUCACCUUUUAUCUGUAACCACCUUGCUGCAGAGAAGUGGCGCUGUUAUGUACAAGCACAGUAGGGGAGGGAAACAAAGAUAUGGGGAAGAAUGACUUGUGUUUAAAUAAGGAGAAAUGGCUAGUGUCCUGUUGUGUCUUAUAUAUACAGUAAAAGCUUAUCUGGUACUAGUUUAUGUUUUCAGUUCUAAGCAAGGAAUCCUAAUAAGCCUGGGGAUGACUACAGUAGGCUCAGCUGGUACAGUGGUUAAGAGGCCCAGACUGAUGUGAUCAUCUGGGACAAUAAUACCCAUAUUUAUAUUUCAAUAACACCUGCAUCUGUAUUUCCUUCUUUCCUGUUUCUCUGAGGACAAACUGUUAACCUUUGAAAAUGUGAUAGGCACAUUGAAGUGUUGGAAGACAGCAGAAAAAUUAAUCUUGUUGAAGUUCUCAAUUCCCUGCAAGCAUGAGCCAAAAUUUUUGAAAAUAAUCAAAUCAAAAGAAGAUUUUGAAAGACUUUGACAUGGAACCAGGGUGUUCUAAUGGCUUGUUUGAUCACGUCAAUUAAAAUACAGCUAAUCUGAAAAUACAGAAAAUCAGAAAACAUUACUGUUUGUGUAGAACAUCAAUGACCAGUCGACCAGUCUGAAUUAGAUCUAAGAAACAUGUGGGUAACUCACACUAGAAGCUUCAGGGAGUGACUGCCUGCAUGGAUUUGAAUGGCUAGAGAAGCAGUGACUGCAGAUACUAGAAAUGGCAUUUAAAAACAAGGUCAAAGUGAGAAGAGAAAUCUGAGCUAUCAAUUUUCUCACAGCUGGCGAAGAAUGUGACUUCAUUUUCUAUCUGCUGAAGACCUGUGGAGGGAAGGCAUUGCUGCAAAUACUUUUCCAUGAUCUUCUGUUUUUAAAAAUUUCUUUUGUGGUUAAAAACCUUCAAUAUUUAUGAGUGUAUUCUUUUAUAAGUCUUCUCUUCCUUCAGAACCUCUCAACCUCCACAAUUUCAUUUACUGAAUCUUAACUCUCUUCCAUGAGACAAGGUACUGGAAAGUUUUCAUUUAUUAUGAAAAUUAGUAAGAGUGCUAUUUCAUUGCAAUACUGAAGAACACACAAAGACACCUGCUAAAUAAGAUGUAGUUCCCACAAAGGAACACUUAAUAUUUGCAUAUAAUUAAUAUUUUGCUCUACCUUUUAUAAAUAAAGUGAUACAGAUUACAGUUUUAACAGGUGUUUUGUUUGGGUUACUUUUUUUUUGUGGAUGGGCACAUUCAAUUUUCCCAAGCACGUGAACAACACUAGUAUUUGCUUUUUAUAGGAUUAACUCCUCUAGUGUACUUCAAGUAGUUUCUUUAGCUGAUUCUGUACCAUAGUGAAGUGUUUUUAUUUAAUUUCUUGUCCAUAGAAUGUUUUUUAAGUGCUUCAGACUUAGAUUUCUCACCUGAAAUACAGACCUGAUAAUCACAGUCUUUAUGACAGCGUUACUCAGAAUCAUUUAAAAAAUAAAUCUAGGAGUAACAAGAAAUAGGUACUAUCUAGAAGUACUUGCAAUUGCUUGCAUACUUUCACAAAGAAACUCAGCUUCAGUCAC